AUGGAUUCAGCCACGGCGGCGUCGGUGUACGGCAUGAGAUUCCCCGUCACCGCACGCUCGCGGGAUGACCCGCGGCUCCUGGGAUGGAGGAUGGUUGAUGGCAAAAGCCAGGCGCUGCAGCAGCGACACCUGGCCGAACUGGAGGCGGAGGGCAGGAAGAUGAAGGACCAACCGAAGGAGGACACGCCGGGAUCGGGGAUGCUGGCGGCCAUUGCGCACUUUGAUGCGUUGCAAGCAGCAAAGAAACCUGUGAUCAAGGCGGAGGAUGACAUCGCGCAAUUUGUGCAGGCAGCAGCCGGGAAGGUGUUGGGCUGCUGGUGUGACCUGCAGUUGAGGGCUGCCACGGCGGCGUCGGUGUACGGCAUGAGAUUCCCCGUCACCGCACGCUCGCGGGAUGACCCGCGGCUCCUGGGAUGGAGGAUGGUUGAUGGCAAAAGCCAGGCGCUGCAGCAGCGACACCUGGCCGAACUGGAGGCGGAGGGCAGGAAGAUGAAGGAUCAACCGAAGGAGGACACGCCGGGAUCGGGGAUGCUGGCGGCCAUUGCGCACUUUGAUGCGUUGCAAGCAGCAAAGAAACCUGUGAUCAAGGAUGACAUCGCGCAAUUUGUGCAGGACAGGGGCAGGGUCAGGAUGGGCCAGGUCAGCUGGUGGUGGGCUAGUCGGCUACCCCAAAGAUCCAAGGCCUUUCUCUCCGCGAUCGGCUGCUGCGGCAGGCAGCCGGGAAGGUGUUGGGCUGCUGGUGUGACCUGCAGUUGA
Cladocopium goreaui is the source of this 756-nucleotide messenger RNA. The record is from the annotation of a GenBank genome assembly. NCBI's taxonomy places the organism in Eukaryota, Dinophyceae, Suessiales, Symbiodiniaceae.